This is a messenger RNA of Penicillium paradoxum, 1326 nucleotides long. Its product is annotated as indoleamine 2,3-dioxygenase family protein. The record is from RefSeq and is a predicted model, not a curated record. NCBI's taxonomy places the organism in Eukaryota, Fungi, Ascomycota, Eurotiomycetes, Eurotiales, Aspergillaceae. The transcript has 4 exons. Bases 1 to 1326 code for a protein of 441 amino acids. Gene Ontology annotation, molecular function: metal ion binding; heme binding.
AUGACUCGAACUCAAGUCCCUUACCCCUCCCCUGCUACUCUGAAGCGGUUCCCUCACAUCCAUGAUGACCCUUCAACCAUCUCCCACACCCUUGACCCAUUCACCAUCACCACUCAGACAGGCUUUUUGCCCUAUGAGACUGCCCCUGUUGAUCUACCAGAGGCUUUUAGUGCCCUGCUGUCCCUAGUCAACCGUCUCCCUGUCGUCAGGCUCGAUGGCAAGCCUGGUCUGCUGGCCACCUAUGAGCUUGGCCCUGCUGUCAAGGCCGAGCUCACCGACCUAACUGAUGAGGUUGAGAAGCUUGUUCUCGCAGAUGGCUCCCCAGAUCGCUUCACUAUUGCAGCCGUCUUUCGUGACUACACCUUCCUGGCUUCGUCGUACUUGCUCGAGCCAUGCUGGGAGCACUGGAAUAAGAACCCCGAGGGCGGCUAUGGACUCGGUCGUGAUGUCUUGCCUAAGUCUGUUGCUCGUCCCAUGUAUCGCUGUGCUGAGAUUCUCAACCUGCCACCCUUCAUGUCCUAUGCUGCUUCAUAUGCUCUGUUCAACUACACUGUUGCUGACCCUGCCAAGGGUCUGAGCGAGUACUCGAACCUUCGUCUGAUCCGCUCCUUCGAGAGGGGUCUCGACCCCAAGAGCUCUGAGGCUGGCUUCAUCCUGACUCAUGUCGACAUGGUGAAGGAGACUGGUCCCCUCAUCGGCGGAGUCCUGAAGGUCGUUGACUCUCUUGAGCAGCAUGGCUCCCGACAGGAAAUCAACGAUGGAUUCCGAGAGAUCCUAAAGUCAAUGGAGAAGAUUGAAGAAUCCAUGGAAGGCAAAUCCCUCUAUUGGACCAUCUCUGUGAAAUCCCCAUGCCCGAAACCCCCCCUCACCAAAAUCCUCCACGAAUUCCGCGCCUACCGUCCCCUCCCUCACCGCGAAUUCCUCACCUACAUCCGUGAGAAAUCCGAAGAAAUCGGCGUACAGAAAUACGCCGUCCAAGAUUCCGAAACUGCAGUCCUCUUCCUGCGCACCCUGAACCACAUCCGCAGUUUCCGCUGGCGACACUGGCUGUUCGCGCGUGAGUAUAUCAUUCGUCGUACACCGCAUCCUACCGCUACCGGUGGUAGUCCUAUCGUCACAUGGCUUCCAAAUCAACUCUCUGCUGUCAUGGAGCUUAUGGUCAAAAUCUACGAUACUCAUCUUGCCCCCAGCGAUGUUGCGGAUAGCGAUGCAGACCUCGUUGCAGUCCACAGAAAGCAAGUCGAGCCUAUGAUGGAGCUGGUGCGUGAUCAGAAGGAGAAAUUGGCGAGGGAAGUGGAGCGGUGGUGUCAGGAACGUGGGGUUUAG